AUGAAACUACUCAUUUUGGUUCUGAUAAUUCAAACACUAUCGCUAACGGCGGCUUUUUCACAUUCCGGUGGUUAUGGACCUGCUAAGGUUACAUGUCCAAAGAAGAGUACCGCUGGUGAUUCAGGACUGGUUAGACGUUCAAGAGGUCUAUGUGAAGAUGAAUCCAACUGGUUGAAGAAAAGACAUGAACAUACUGAUGAAGCUUUGAAAGAAUUUUUAAAAAGAGCCGCUUUAGAAGAUUUUGAUGUUGAACAAUUUUUCAAUAAUAAUAAUCAGUCAAUCAACAUUGGUUUAGCAUUUUCAGGUGGUGGUUACAGAGCUAUGCUCUGUGGUGCUGGUCAAAUCAGUGCUUUGGAUGAUAGAACCGAUGGUUCUAAAGAAACUGGUCUUGGUGGGUUAUUACAAGCCUCUACUUACUUAGCAGGUCUUUCUGGUGGUAAUUGGAUGACUGGAACUUUGGCUUUAAACAACUGGACUAGCGUUCAAGAGAUUAUUAGAGGUCAUUCUAUCUGGGACUUAGAACAUUCAAUUAUUGCACCAGGUGGUAUCAACAUUUUCCAAACUAUUAUUCAAUGGGGUGAAAUCGGUCAUUCUAUCCAAGAAAAAAAAAAUGCUGGUUUCGAUACUACAAUCACUGAUAUCUGGGGAAGAGCUCUGUCUUAUCAGUUUUUUGGCACUCAUGAUAGUGGUUCAGCUGGUCUGACUUUUUCAACUUUAAGAGAUGUUGAUGUUUUUCAAAAUGGUGAAAUGCCAUUACCAAUUAGUGUUGCAGUUGGUAGAACUCCAACUUCCAAGAUUAUUAACUUGAACUCAACUGUUUUCGAGUUCACUCCAUUCGAAUUAGGUUCAUGGGAUCCUUCGCUAUAUGCGUUCACUGACUUAAAAUACAUUGGAUCUGAUGUAUCAAAUGGUGUCCCAGAAAGUGAAUCUUGCGUUGCGGGUUUUGAUAAUGCAGGUUUUGUCCUGGGCACUUCAUCUUCAUUGUUCAAUCAAUUCAUUCUGCAACUAAAUACCACUGGACUCACUGGUAUCAUCUAUGAUUUAGUUGAAGAUUUCCUACAAAAACUCAGUGAUGACAAUGAGGAUAUUGCUAUUUAUGGUCCAAAUCCAUUCUACCACACACCUUAUGCUGCUGUUAAAACAAUUGUUGAAGAUGAAAACCUAUAUUUGUGUGAUGGUGGUGAAGAUGGACAAACUAUUCCAUUUGCUCCACUGGUUCAACCAGAACGUGACGUUGAUAUUAUUUUUGCGUUUGAUAACAAUGGGGACAGUGAUGAUGGUUAUCCAGAUGGGACACCUUUAAUUGCUACUUAUCAACGUCAGUUUUCUGUACAAGGUAAUGGAACUGCUUUCCCAUAUGUUCCAGAUCAAAAAACUUUCCUUGCUCAUAAUUUAACUACACAACCAACAUUUUUUGGCUGUGAUUCUUCAAACUUGACAGAUUUGACAUACGUUCCACCAUUAGUUGUUUAUAUUGCGAAUGAGCCUUAUUCUUUCUCAUCAAACACUUCAACUUUCAAACUUGAAUACGAUGAAGAGGAAAAACUAGGUAUGAUUCAAAACGGUUAUGAAGUUGCUUCAAGAUGUAAUAUGACCAUUGAUGAAGACUGGAACAAAUGUGUUGCUUGUGCCAUCAUCCGCCGUACCCAAGAACGUAACAAUGAGGAACAAUCUGCUGAGUGUGCUAAAUGUUUUGAAGAGUACUGUUGGGAUGGUAAACUAGCCUCCGAAGAUGUUGAUCUCAGGUCAUGA
Messenger RNA from Hansenula ciferrii, 1752 nucleotides. It is a transcript of the gene PLB2, whose product is annotated as lysophospholipase family protein. The record is from RefSeq and is a predicted model, not a curated record. The coding region runs from base 1 to 1752 and encodes 583 amino acids. NCBI's taxonomy places the organism in Eukaryota, Fungi, Ascomycota, Saccharomycetes, Phaffomycetales, Wickerhamomycetaceae. Gene Ontology annotation, cellular component: extracellular region; intracellular membrane-bounded organelle; cytosol. The transcript has a single exon. Gene Ontology annotation, biological process: glycerophospholipid catabolic process. Gene Ontology annotation, molecular function: A2-type glycerophospholipase activity.